Molecule: messenger RNA, 1933 nt
Organism: Daphnia pulicaria
Lineage: Eukaryota; Metazoa; Arthropoda; Branchiopoda; Diplostraca; Daphniidae
Product: putative ankyrin repeat protein RF_0381
Exons: 3
Coding region: 229-1659 (476 amino acids)
Molecular function (GO): protein binding
Source: RefSeq, a predicted model, not a curated record
CUGAGAGAAGAAAGUUGCUCAGACCCCGCGUGUUUUUACAUUGAAUGUAAGUUAAUUCGUGAAAUUUACCCAAUCAAAAAACCCAUUGUUUCUCUAAAGCGCUCAAAAUAUUUAGCCAAUAAGUAAGGCAUUCAACCUAUAUCUGCUAGCGAAAUCAUACAACAAAUAUUGGAAAACAAUCCGGAAAACAGAAUUUAAUCAAACGAAGUCGUCCUUCAACUAAAAAAAAUGAAAAAAGAGAUGGAAAUCAAAUUAUUCAAAUUAUUAGAAGCAUCAAAUGUAGACUUAGAAGAAGUCAAAGCUCUGAUAGACGAAGGUGUCGAUGUCAAUUGCGUUAACGAAGAAGGGUCGACACCAUUUCUCCAUCUUAUGAAGCGCUGCAACACGAAAACCAAUUUGAAAGAGACUAUGCAGUUUUUAAUCGACAACAAUUUCGAUGUCAAUAGCAACGACAUACAUGGAUGUACAAGUAGAUGGAACGCCCUUCAAUUCGUGUGCAAACUUUACGGAAAAGAAGAUUUGAUUGACUUAAUUCAAAUGUUGGUUCAACACGGAAUUGUCGUUGACUCAACUGAUAACGGAGGACACAAUGCUCUUCAUUUCGUGUGCGACUAUUAUAAAAAAGAUAAUAUAAACGCCAUAAUUGCCAUUUUGAUUGACAAUGGAAUAGAUGUCAAUAGUUACAGCAAGAACAAAUGGAAUGCCCUUCAUAUGGCAUGUGGCAAUUACCAGAGAGAAAAUUUGAUUGACGUAGUUAAACUGCUGAUUGAAAGAGGAAUCGACGUAAAUUUGAAAAAUAAUUUUGGAGAAACCGCCCUGCAAACACUGUGUCGAAAUUAUCGAUACGGUAAAUGGAUUUGGAUAAUUCGAAUGCUAAUUCAAUCCGGAACGGAUGUCAAAAAUAGAAACAACGAUGGGUGGAAUGCUCUACAUACUUUAUGCCAAGCAAAUUAUCAAGAACCUAACUUAAUUGAAGAAAUUCAACUCUUAAUCGAUCAUGGAAUUGACGUGAAGUCGAUUAAUGACGGCGGCUGGAAUGCCCUUCAUAUUUUAAGUAAACAUUACAGGAAAAAAAAUUUAAUUGAAAUUAUUCAUCUUUUUAUCCAAAACGGAAUUGACGUCAACUCGACUAACGACGGCGGCUGGAAUGCCCUUCAUAUUUUAUGUCAGAAUUACAAGGAAGAAAAUUUAAUUGAAGUUAUUCGCCUUCUAAUUCAAAAUGGAAUCGACGUCAACUCGGCAAACGACGACGGGUGGAAUGCAUUGCAAAUUUUGUGCCAAAACAACAAAAAUGACUAUUUGAUUGACAUUAUUCGGCUUUUUAUUCAACAGGAAAUUGACGUCAACUGGAAGAACAUGAAAAGAUGGAACGUUCUCCAAUUGUUAUGUAAAAACUAUUCCAACGAUAAUCUCAUCAACAUUGUCCAACUUCUAAUCGAUAACGAAAUUGAUGUCAAUCACACGGCAAACCAAGGGAAUGCACUUCAUUUGUUGUGUAAAUAUUACCCAAAUGGAAAUCUUAUCGAUAUACUCCAGCUAUUGAUCACCAACGGAAUAACAGUGAAAUGGAAUGGCGUCGAUCCGCGAAUUCUUCUCCGUCAAAACCGCAAUCAAGAAAAUAACAGCAGUGCCCUUCAAUUUCUUAAUCGAUAUUUGUAGUUCAGAUGGAGUGACAAACACUUUCAUUUCCAUGGUAAAAAAUUAAACCGGCUAGAAGCGAAAUUGAUCGUCAUUCAAUUCCUUGAUCAAGAUAUGUUUAUUUGAGUUGAGAUAUUAUAAAAUAUCUUUAGAAAUAAUGAAAGAAAUAAGAGAUUCAAAAAUUUGAGAAAUUGAAAAUAUAAAAUACAAUUAAAAAAAAAAACUUGAAUUUUCGAAAUCGUUCUCUUCCGUAAAAAUAUUAUACAAAAAUCACGCAUCGUUCAACUAGUGGGGC